AUGGCGGCGCCCAGGGCCCGGCGACGCGGGCGGAGGGCGGGCGCGGGGCCGCGGGGCGCCUGGGCGGCGGCCGGGCUGCUGUGCGCCGCGCUGGUCGCCCUGGCCUGCUGGGCGCAGCUGCCCCCGGCGCCGCCAUCGCCGCCCUGGGCGCCCGGGGCCCCGCGCCCGCCGGUAGGCGUGCUGCUGUGGUGGGAGCCCUUCCGGGGGCGCGGCGCGGCCGGGCGGCCGCCGCCCGACUGCGGGCUGCGGUUCGGCCUGCGCGGCUGCCGCCUGCUCACCGACCGCGCGGCCCUCGGCGAGGCGCAGGCCGUGCUCUUCCACCACCGCGACCUGGUGCGGGCCGGCGCGCCGAGCCCCGACGGCGCGGGCGAGGCGGCGGCGCUGGCGGCGCUGGCGGCCGCGGGCGCCCGGCCGCCGGGCCAGCGCUGGGUGUGGAUGAACUUCGAGUCGCCCUCGCACUCCCCGGGCCUGCGCGGCCUGCGCGGCCUCUUCAACUGGACGCUGUCCUACCGGGCCGACUCGGACGUCUUCGUGCCCUACGGCCGCCUGCGCGCGCGCGCCGGGCCCGGGGACCCCCCGGCCGGGCCGCUGCCGCCGCUGGCGCGGAAGCGCGGGCUGGCCGCCUGGGUGGUGAGCCACUGGGACGAGCGCCAGGUGCGCGUGCGCCUCUACCGCCGGCUGAGCGCGCUGCUGCCCAUCGACGUGUUCGGGCGCGGCGGGCCCGGGCGCCCGGUGCCGCGCUGCGGGCUGCUGCACCUGCUGGCGCGCUACAAGUUCUACCUGGCCUUCGAGAACUCGCGGCACCGCGACUACAUCACCGAGAAGCUGUGGCGCAACGCGCUGCUGGCCGGCGCCGUGCCCGUGGUGCUCGGCCCGGACCGCGCCAACUACGAGCGCUUCGUGCCGCGCGGCGCCUUCAUCCACGUGGACGACUUCCCCAGCCCCGCCGCGCUCGCCGCCCACCUGCGCUUCCUCGACCGCAACGCGGCCGUCUACCGCCGCUACUUCCGCUGGCGCCGCCGCUUCGCCGUGCACCUCACCUCCUUCUGGGACGAGCCGUGGUGCCGGGCCUGCGAGGCCGUGCAGGCGGCGGGCGGCCGCGCCCAGGUCGUGGGCGACUUGGCCGGCUGGUUCGAGAGCUGACGCCGGGGACCGGGGCAAGGGGAGGAAGGCCAGCCCGGAGGCCACUGACACCCUUAAGAAGAGCUUUCGUGCCUCCACCACGUGAAUGGAAAACCUUGUCCUUGGAGGAAAGUGAAGAUGGAUUUGUGGUGUACCUCACCGUUAGCCAGACACAGUCCUGGAAAGCUACACUUAAAUCAGAUCCUAAAUUCAGAGCCUUAAGGGAGUUCAGUAUUUAAUGGAACUCUGCGGAAAAUCCUUUACAAUGUCAACAAUCAUGGCCUAAUUUCUUCUUUGUGUUUUCCUGUAACCUGGAUUUAAAAACAAAAAGCACUGAUAAUGCAGGUGUGAAAAUAAAAUGUGAACAACCUUUCUGUCCCUUUUCCUGGCUAACCAGCCAGCAUUUACAAACAAGAGAAGGAAACAAAAAUGUCACCUAACAUAAGAUUAGUUAUGUCUUUGCUGGGCCUGAAAUUUAAACUGGAGCAUGAGUCCUUUGGAUGGGCAGGCCUUACGCUGUGCAGAGCAAUGAAAAUGAUUGCACUGCUUUGUGGAAUCAUACAAAGGGAGAAAAGUAAAUUUCAUGAUGUCUAGCAGUGGCAGUUUUUGUUUUUGUCAGUACUUAAA
Messenger RNA from Dipodomys spectabilis (banner-tailed kangaroo rat), 1749 nucleotides. RefSeq names its product fucosyltransferase 4 (gene Fut4). NCBI's taxonomy places the organism in Eukaryota, Metazoa, Chordata, Mammalia, Rodentia, Heteromyidae. Gene Ontology annotation, molecular function: alpha-(1->3)-fucosyltransferase activity. Gene Ontology annotation, cellular component: membrane. Bases 1 to 1143 code for a protein of 380 amino acids. The transcript is spliced from 2 exons. The record is from RefSeq and is a predicted model, not a curated record.